Messenger RNA from Parastagonospora nodorum SN15, 711 nucleotides. RefSeq lists its product as hypothetical. The record is from RefSeq and is a predicted model, not a curated record. The coding region runs from base 1 to 711 and encodes 236 amino acids. The transcript has 3 exons. Lineage: Eukaryota; Fungi; Ascomycota; Dothideomycetes; Pleosporales; Phaeosphaeriaceae.
AUGCCGCAGCCGUUAAUGUGGCCCUGUGCUAGCGCUGCAGGUACGGCUCCUAGCGGCGCAGGGGAUAACCUUUGUCGUGGAUUUGGCGGAUUUGGUGGAUUCAGCUGCGCAGAUCAUCCUGGCUCCCUGUCGCUGCCGCACACAAUUUCUGCCACAAGCAGGCCUGCACUGGGCGACAGGGAGCUAGUUGAAACACCCCCGAAAGUCCCGUCUGCUCCCGGCACGUCAUGUAGUCUGCGCGCUGUCUUCCUGAGAAAAGCACAGUCUCUCAUUUUACUUGUCUCGCCGCCAGGCCAAGGCCAUUUGGCUACUCAGUUACAGGCCCCUUAUUCUAGCCCACACGUUAUAUCAGGCACGGCGCCCUCCCGUCGGAAUUUCUUACUCUCAUCCUCACUCCCUUUGACGCAUCCACUCAUUCCUGCUCAUCCGAGCCCAGCGCCUACCUGGCUCUUACCCACACACCAAGCCCACCCAAGCCCAGUCACACCAGCACCACACUCGUUCUCGUCCCGUUUCGUCUGUUAUCUGUUUUUCCAUCGGCCGUCCUCGCACAGCCCUAUUCAGCCGUCGCUGACAGACAUCCUGGCUCAAGCCAUAUACAACACACCCACCAACAACAUGAUCUUCAGAGAGUCAGAAUCGCUCAACAUGGGCCGUGGCUGCUACGACACCACCGGCACCCCCAAGCCGCCGCCACCACCGCCCAAAUAA